AUGGACGAUCCAGAACGAAUGGCAUCCCUGGGCCCCCUGGCAGAUAAUGUCGAUUCGAUUCUGACUAUGCAUUGCACGCACCCGGAUUUUGGUGCAGCAGAUGCAGAUAUUGUAAUCCAAUCCUCAGAUGGUGUACUGUUUCGUUUGCACCGCAAGGAUCUCGAGACACACACGGGAGCCUUUCCUUUCAUUGCAAAUCCAGACGAAAUGACCCUUCUUACGGAGCCAUCAGGCGUGCUUGAAGACCUAUUCAAAUCCAUCUAUCCUCGUCGCCAGCCUGAUCUCGAGAGCAUCCCCCCCCCUCCUGAACUGAGGCUACUAGCGAAUUUCGAAAUGGGCACUGUCAAUAACGCGCCUGCGCCUUUUACUGUCACCGUGGGUUCCAGUUGGCCGGCAUUCAAACCGCUGACCCCGACAUCGCACGCGGAAUUCAACGCCCCAGAUGCAGACAUAACAAUCCAGUCCUCCAACCUCGUCCUCUUCCGCCUGCACCGCAAGAAUCUCGAGAUGCACACAGGUGGGUUCCCGGGCGGGGACCUAAAGAUGGUGCAAGCACGCCCUGACGAAGUCAUCAGCCUGAGCGAGAGGUCCAAUGUCCUCGAGCUGCUAUUCAAGUUCGUCUACCCGCGCAGGCAGCCGUCUCUCAAGGGGCUCCCGUUUGACACUAUCCUGGCGCUCGCGGAGGCGGUGGAGAAGUACGAGGUCUACUCGGCGAUGCGGUUGUGUGAGGUUCGAUUGAGGGAGUUCCUGCCCAAAGAGGCUGCCAGGAUCCUCGACCACGCGAUCAAGCACGAUUAUCCUGACCUCAUCGAGGCGUGCGUACCUGCACUUGCACGCCAGCCUUUACUCGACGUCCUCGACAAGCUGCCGCUGAAGUAUGCUCGCGCAUGGGCACGGUACCAUGAAGCGUGGAGACAAAUCUUCCAGUCCGCGAUUCAGAGAAUCAACGAGAAGUAUUGCGGGGGGAACCCUAACAACUGCUACUCUGGUGGUAGCGACAGGUGCAGGACGAUGGCAUCGAUCGCCUGGAUACUCCAGCUCGAGAAGAUUACGAGCCUGUCUGAACUGAAGCGGAAUCUACACAUGGAGGCAAAUGACGGGACAGCAGAACACCACUGCAACAAGUGCACUUGCCCUCGGAAAUGGGAAGCUGGGACAGAUCAGAAGAGAACUGAGGCUGCGACGAUGAUCAGGGAUGGCAUUAUGGCUCUCCGACCUUUCAAUGAGUUCUUGAAGAACUAG
Messenger RNA from Cyclocybe aegerita, 1242 nucleotides. Lineage: Eukaryota; Fungi; Basidiomycota; Agaricomycetes; Agaricales; Hemipholiotaceae. The record is from the annotation of a GenBank genome assembly.